Seminavis robusta is the source of this 610-nucleotide messenger RNA. The record is from the annotation of a GenBank genome assembly. Lineage: Eukaryota; Bacillariophyta; Bacillariophyceae; Naviculales; Naviculaceae.
AUGGCGAAACCGCGGCUCGGAAAGAACGCCAAAGUCAUCAUCAAAAAGCAGAAAGCACCUGGUAUCAUCGUAGAGACCUUAGGGAAAGCUUUUUGGAAGGUUGAACUUGUGGACCGGACAAAUGGGAAACCUACAGGAGCUUUUGUUGAGUUGAAAUCACAAAUGAUUCGGCAUCCAAAAGAGGGGGAGUUUCCUGCCACCGUGGAUCGACGAGAAGAGGAGCUCGACCAUGCUGCAACGCCAACCGAGGAGGAAUCGAAGAAUCCUGACAACAAUCAGAGUGACGAAUCCGACCAACCUGCCGAUGAAGGGAUUGAAGUCCAGCUUGAAGAGAACUCGUCUUUGGAUGGGUCGAUCCAGGAGUCCAAGUCCGAAUCUGACGAGGAGCAACCCAACGUCAAGGAGGAAACCAAGACUGAUGUUGCCACGCUGACUGUUGAGACUGUAGUUGAUGAGGAUGAUGAUGAGGUCACUAUCGAUCCGGACGAGGAUAUCUAUGCCCCAGGACGCCGAUCUGGAUAUCCCCAACACAAGAAACUCCAAGUGGUACCUGACCGCGGAUCCCACAAGUACUUGGCCACCCAGGAUGCAACACUGGACCAGGUCUUCA